UUUCCUACCCAACGCUCCCUACGCUCCGCCCCCUCCCCUAUCCCAGCGGCCUUUGCGGUAGCAAAAUGGCUGCCCCUAUACCUCGGGGGUUGUCUUGCUUAUCCAAGGCUUUGGGAUGGUGGUCUCGGCAGCCCGUAUUGGUGACUCAGUCUGCAGCUAUAGUUCCAGUAAGAACCAAAAAACGUUUCACACCCCCUUCUUACAAACCCAAAUACAAAACAGAAAAGGAGUUUCUAGAACAAGCCCGGAAAGCAGGGUUGGUUAUUCCUCCAGAAACUUUGGAACGUCCAAUACAUGUGGCCUGUACAGCGGGCAUCUUUGAUGCCUAUGUUCCUCCUGAAGGUGAUGCCCGGAUAUCUUCUCUUGCAAAGGAAGGACUGAAACAGAAAACGGAGCGAUUUAAGAAGAAUGUGGCAUCACAAUUGUCAAUCCGGAAGGUAAAAGAAUAUGAUGCUAAUUUUAAAACAAAGGACUUCCCUGACAAAGCUAAGGAUAUCUUUAUUGAAGCCCAUCUUUGUCUAAACAACUCAGACCAUGACCGGCUUCAUACUUUGGUAACUGAACACUGUUUUACGGACAUGGUCUGGGACCUCAAAUACAAGACAGUCCGCUGGAGCUUUGUGGAAUCUUUAGAGCCAGCCCAGGUGGUUCAAGUUCGCUGUUCAAGUUUAUUGAAGCAGAGCAACAUGUACGGCCAGGUGACCGUCCGCAUGCAUACUCGGCAGACUCUGGCCAUCUAUGAUCGGUUUGGCAGGUUAAUGUACGGACAGGAAGAUGUGCCCAAGGAUGUCUUGGAAUAUGUUGUGUUUGAAAAACACCUGACAAACCCCUACGGAAGCUGGAGAAUGCAUGGCAAGAUUGUGCCCUCAUGGGCACCCCCUAAGCAGCCUAUCCUCAAGACCGUGAUGAUUCCUGGUCCCAAGCUGAAUCCAUGUGAAGACCAUGAAGAAGUACAAGAUGAGGCCCAUAAUCCUCAGCUAGCCUAAUAGCAAAAUGACUCCUGAGGGGAAGCCCGGGUGAUGCAGCUGCUGGAAGCUGGGAGUCCUCCAUGAUCAUCAGGCUUGUUCUGCUUGGGUCUUUUCAGCAGACUCCUCCUCACAGUGGUAGCUAAUAUGUAGGCCCAGGCUGGUAUGCACAGCCACAGCCCCUCUUUCUGAAAGCACCGAAUCACAUGAAGGCAAUAUGUUUCAGAGAAUAAACAUCAGAGGCCAGCUUUUUCACAGCAGGGACUGUGGGAACAAACUGGCAGCAUUCCUUUUCUCAUCAUGGGGCAGGGAUCACAGUUUCAAAUAAAACACUGUCAGCAUGUUGGCCAAAUUU
This is a messenger RNA of Perognathus longimembris pacificus (Pacific pocket mouse), 1320 nucleotides long. RefSeq names its product mitochondrial ribosomal protein L45 (gene Mrpl45). The coding region runs from base 66 to 986 and encodes 306 amino acids. The transcript is spliced from 8 exons. Gene Ontology annotation, cellular component: mitochondrion. Lineage: Eukaryota; Metazoa; Chordata; Mammalia; Rodentia; Heteromyidae. The record is from RefSeq and is a predicted model, not a curated record.